Molecule: messenger RNA, 2253 nt
Organism: Pochonia chlamydosporia 170
Lineage: Eukaryota; Fungi; Ascomycota; Sordariomycetes; Hypocreales; Clavicipitaceae
Product: transposase-like protein
Exons: 2
Coding region: 1-2253 (750 amino acids)
Molecular function (GO): DNA binding; protein dimerization activity
Source: RefSeq, a predicted model, not a curated record
AUGGCUUCUGGAAAUUUCUCCAAUCGGUCUAUAAGAAGCCCCUCUUCCUCCACGCCCUCCACUCCACAGACACCUACUCCUAAUGCAUUCUCCUUCCUCAACAGCCGUCCUCCCAAACCUGACCGUGCUCGAGAAGACAUCAUCUUAAAACAAAGAAAAAGACGUGCUGAGGACGUCUGGGACCACUUUCGAAAGCCACAAGAGGACGAAGACAAGAGAGGAAAGGAUGGACAGUCAUUAAUGUACUGCAAAUUUUGCAAUGGAAGGUGGUCUACUGCGAUUACGACAAAUGCACGUGGCCAUCUUGCGAACAAGCAUCAAAUAUACAUUGAGGUUGCAGAGCCAAAGGGCAAGAAACCACGCCAAUUAGCCCUCGAUAUCUCGUUUCAAAAUGCUACACAGAAGCUAGCGGAAAGGGACAGUUUCGAGUUGAGAGAGAAGCUCCGCAACGCUAUUGACAGGGACGCUUUUUAUGAAGCACAGAUCCAGCUCAUUACUCGCCGCCGGAUGGCCUUUAAUUGUGUUGAAUGGGCUGAAUAUCAAGCACUCCUCAUGUCUAUUAACCCAGAAGUCGAAAGCCUCCUUGUCGAAUCACAUUCAAGCAUCCCAAUCCAUAUUGAGCGCAGCUUCCGCAAGCAUUAUGGAACCGUCAAGAGCCGGCUCCAAAAUGCUAGGUCUCAAAUUCACUAUAGUAUCGAUCUCUGGAAAUCACCAAACCGCAAAUCAUUCCUCGGCAUUUGCGCACAAUUCGUUGAUAAUGAGUACGUUCUUCGAAAGGCGCUGUUGGCACUUCCACAGUGCCGCUUUUCACAUAGUGGUGAGACAAUGGCAGCCCACAUUCUUGAUGCGAUCAAAGCUUAUGAGAUUGCCGAAAAUACUGGAUAUAUUGUUGGGGAUAAUGCUUCAAGUAAUGACACUUGUGUUGCGGCCAUUGGAAGAGAGCUUAUCAAACUGGGAAUUGAAUUUGAUGGGAAGAAGCGCCGUAUUCGUUGUUGUGGUCACAUCAUCAAUCUCUCUCUUGAAGCCUUUCUUUUUGCAAGCACUGUCGAAGCACUCGAAGCUGCUAUCGAGGCUGCAAAGGAAGAGGCAGACCUCACCAUUGUAGAGGCAUUACAAGAACAACUUCGAGAAAAGCAAGGUAAGAAAGGCAAGAAGAAACGACUGGGUGAUGAGGCUGGAUGGCAGUCAAUCAGUGCACUCAGUAAUCUCCAUACUAUCGCCGUCUUCAUUCGCUCCUCAUCGAUCCUUUCAGAUGAAUGGGAGACAUUAGCCGGCAAAACGUUAGGCAUUGAUAAUGUCACCCGAUGGAAUUCAUGGUUUAAUCUCAUUAAAACAGCGGUUGAGAAGCAAGCAAAGUUGAUGAUCUUCUGUCAAAACCAUCAUAAAGAACUUGGACCAGCAGUUCUCUCGCCUCAAGAUUGGGAGACUCUUAAAAUUACUCUGGAGUUCUUACAGCCCUUCUCUCAAGCGACGCUUAUUCAGGAGUCAAAAUGGUCAUCUCUUGAUCAGGCACUCUGGACGAUGGAUGUACUGUUUAAGCAUUACGAGCAAGCGAAGGCCAAGUACGCCCAUAACUCCCAUAUAGUCAACUCCAUCAAUAUGGGCUGGUACGUACUUGACAAGUAUUACAAAUGUUCUGACGAAGCUCCCGCCUACACUACUGCUCUCCUCCUCCACCCUAUGCGCCGAAAAAAGUAUAUUGACCUUCAUUGGGAUCCAUCUUGGUGUGGGCCAGCCCUCAGAGCAGCGAGGGAGGUCUGGGCAAAGUACAAAGAUCUGCCACUUCAAGAAAAUGCAAACCGGGGGGCGAACGACAGCCAUGAGCUCUCAGAGUUUGACAAGCUUGCGCAAGAGCUUGAUGUUACUGAGGAUGACGGUGAGGAUGAAUUUGAGAAGUUCGUUACAUCGUCGCCACAUAAGAUUACCUGCUCCCCUUUACAAUGGUGGUGUAAAGAAGAACAGAGAUUGGAGUACCCUCGUCUCCACAAAAUGGCUAUUGACAUUCUCUCUAUCCCGCCAAUGUCAGACGAGGCAGAACGUGUCUUUUCAGGUGUUAGACGUACAAUCUCUUGGGAUAGGGCAAGGCUAGGCGCUUGGAUUGUGGAGAUGACAGAGCUUUUAGGGAAUUGGAAUAAGAAUGAUCUUAUUCGAGUUCUGCAUGUACUAACUGGCGAAGAUGAUGAAGUUAUUAGCCUUUCAGAGACUGGCGGCAAUGAAAUUGACAUCGUCGGCGGUGACAACUCGUCACAGUAA